This is a messenger RNA of Magnolia sinica, 2526 nucleotides long. Its product is annotated as solute carrier family 40 member 3, chloroplastic. The record is from RefSeq and is a predicted model, not a curated record. Gene Ontology annotation, biological process: iron ion transmembrane transport. NCBI's taxonomy places the organism in Eukaryota, Viridiplantae, Streptophyta, Magnoliopsida, Magnoliales, Magnoliaceae. The transcript is spliced from 14 exons. The coding region runs from base 253 to 2025 and encodes 590 amino acids. Gene Ontology annotation, molecular function: iron ion transmembrane transporter activity. Gene Ontology annotation, cellular component: membrane.
CAAUGCAUCUGUUGAAUUCUCCGCUCUUUUCUCGUGUAUUCGAAUCGGAUAAGGAGAGACCAAAAGAACAGGAAAACCUCAUCUCUUCCUAAAACCCCAACCCUACCUUCCCAAAUCCUAGAAAAAACCCUAGAUUUCGCUUCUUCUUCUUCUUCUGCUGCUGCUGCUGGACUACCAUACGCGCUUCCUGCUACAAGUCUGCAUGAGUAGGCAAGAAAGCAGCUCCCGCAAUCCCAGCUUCUUGAAGCAUCAAUGGGGUUGGUUAUCCUCUCUCAGUCGCCCUCUCCGUCUCUCGUCUCUGCUCUCACUCUUCGCCGCUCUUCCUCGUCACUGGUGCCUCCUCGAGUUCGUCAUCGCGUCCUCCCUCGCCGAUGGUUGAAGCCGUACGCAUUCAGGUCAGACAAUUUCACUUCGAGAUGUUCCACUAGAAAUGCUGAUGUAGAAUUUAAUCACAUUGCUACAGAGAAUGAGGUCCAAGAUGAUCUACCUUCGAUUCCACCUGGUUGUUCUAUUCCAAUCGUUCAUCUCAAAUCUGAGAUUCUUGAGACUGAGUCCUUGAAUUUGCUUACUGAAGAUGGCUAUAUACAUACUCUGUUCACAACAUUACCGGUUCUCUCGGAAGAGGAACAAGAUGCUCUUGCAUCUACUCCAGCUCAUCCCGCAGGCUUAUAUGCUUUGUAUGCUUGUUCAUUGGCUGGAAAUCUGGUGGAACAACUCUGGAAUUUUGCUUGGCCUGCUGCUGUCGCAUUGCUUCAUCCAAGCUUAUUGCCCGUUGCUGUUGUGGGUUUCUUCACAAAGCUCGCAAUUUUUAUUGGAGGCCCUUUGGUUGGCAAUUUUAUGGAUUCUUUUCCUAGAGUCCCUGCAUAUAAUAGUUUGAACUUAGUCCAGGCGGCUGCUCAGUUGUUAUCUGCAGCAAUGAUCAUUCAUGCACUGAACAGUGUCCCUCGUACUUCUGCGUCAUCAGUGCUUCUCCAACCUUGGUUCCUGGUACUAGUAUUUGCAGGGGCUAUUGAAAGGCUGGCAGGUUUGGCAUUAGGGGUUGCCAUUGAGCGUGAUUGGGUUGUGCUGUUAGCAGGCACAAAUAGGCCAAUUGCAUUGGCCCGAGCAAAUGCCAUGCUCGGUCGAAUCGAUCUUCUCUGUGAGAUAGCUGGAGCAUCACUGUUUGGCAUUCUUCUGUCCAAGUACAAUCCUGUUACCUGCUUGCAGCUUGCUGCUGGUCUAAUGAUAUGCACACUGCCUGUUGUGGUGUUCCUAGUCUGGUUAACCAACAAGCUCUCUACUGGGGUUCUUGAUCGCUGUAAAUUUCCUCAGGCUGGUGAUAAUCCUUUCAGUGCCAUCCCUCUACGAGAUGCAGGGAACCUAGUGGAAAAAGUGAGGGAUGUCAUCAAGCAUGGUUGGAUGGAAUACAAGCAGCAGCCUGUUCUUCCUGCAAGCCUAGCAUAUGUGCUUCUUUACUUCAAUAUUGUUCUUACUCCAGGUUGCUUAAUGACAGCAUUCUUAACUCAGCGUGGAUUAAAUCCAUCUAUUAUUGGUGGUUUUAGUGGAUUAUGUGCUUUCAUGGGUGUUGCUGCAACAUUCACUUCUGCAAGCCUUGUCAAGCGGCUUGGAGUUCUAAAGGCUGGAGCAGCUGGAUUGAUAUUCCAGGCAUCACUUCUCACCUUUGCUGUUGCAGUAUAUUGGAGUGGCUCUCUUUCUCGGCAAACGCCCCUUCUUUUUUUCCUCUGUUUGAUUGUAUUGUCAAGGUUGGGCCAUAUGUCAUAUGAUGUUGUGGGGGCACAGAUUCUUCAGACCGGGAUACCCACUACCAAAGCAAAUCUGAUCGGGACAACUGAGGUUUCAAUGGCGAGCCUCGCCGAGUUUGCGAUGUUGGGUGUGGCGAUAGUUGCGAAUGACGUUUCACAUUUUGGUUUCCUAGCUAUGCUCUCUGUUGCUUCAGUGGUUGGAGCAGCCUGGAUGUUCUGCCAUUGGUUGGCGAACCCGACUGAAGGGCAGAGGAAGCUCUUUUCCUUUGAUCCUCAAUUUUGAUCUUCUAUGUGUAUCUCCCCCCUGUUGUUUCCUUCUCACGUUGAACCGGUAAUCAUGGACUUCACUUGUCUCAGGCUGAUUGUGGGCCCAGGUCCAUGGUACUGCCUUUCUGAUAAUUUGAUGCACCUCUUUACAUUGACACUUGACAGCAUCAACACAUUUAUCAAUCUGCACCGAGAAAAGCCCCAGGUACAUUACCCAAUGGCCAUUCUUCUCUGCUGCAGCUUGCGACGUGAUGGUUUUAUGUUAUCUGUUAACUUCUUCAUAGGCAUGAUAUGGUGAAGGAUACCGCAGGUCCACAAACAAUAUUUGAUCUUGCUAACAUCAUUAUUGUAUAAUGUAUAGAACCACACCAUAUGUUGGUGAUGCAAUCCGCCCAUUCUUGUCUUCCUGCCACACACACACACCAAAAAAAAUAAUAAUUUAUUUUAGUUGUCAAUUCCAUUGUUGUGGCUGAGUUUGUUAUUCAAUCAAAAUAAAGUUCCCAUGUUGAUUUAUUCA